UCAACGGCAAGAGGAUGGUUUCCGGCGGGCAUGUAUAGGUACGUGAAGCUCGGAAAAGCUUAUCGUUCCAGCUCGGAUACCAACUUGCUCUGCCCGAGUCGCAGUUUCUUUCCAGUUCUUCAGUCAGUGAGUCACAGCCAGUUCUGCAGGCGAGUUAAAGAACUAAACUAGGUGCACCCUCGUGCGAGCACCUCCAGAUGUAUUUCUUUUUUGUUUUGGCCUCGCUGAUGGCUGCCUGUGCCCCACCGGUGGCACUGGCAUACCUAUCAGCGGGCUUGAAGGAUCAGCUACUGUCGGACGUACUGUUGCGUGAGAUCGUUGAUCGAAUGGGCAAGGACAUAGCGGAAGCGGCCGAUUCGUACAUUGACCCGAUGGACGAGUUUCCCGGUCGACUAGCGAUGAUGGCCCGUGCCAGUAAGGACUUGGAGUCGGAACAAUUAGACUACGACGCUUUGCUCGAUGGAAAUCCGAACCCGUCUACCCGCGAUCAGGAGUACUUGCAGCACAGUUCCCUGUGGGGCCAUCAGUACGUGUCGGGUGGCGCCGGAGAGGGUCCGCAUCGACCGAAACCACAAGUGAAAACCGAUGCCAGCCUUCCCGCCUACUGUAAUCCACCGAAUCCCUGUCCGGUAGGCUAUACGGAAGAUCAGGGUUGCACACUGGAUUUCGAGAAUACUGCAGCAUUCAGUCGAGAGUACCAAGCUGCCCAGGAUUGUAUGUGUGACGGGGAGCACAUGUUCAAUUGUCCGGCCCAGCCGCAAAAUGAGGCCGGCUCCCAGAUGGACUCGGAUUUGGAAAGCUUUAUCGCCCGCCAGUUCCACACUCAGGAGCAUAAAAAUUUGGUGGCAAAGAAGUUUCAUGUUAAGAAGAAUUCCAAUCCGUUCCUGAAAGGUGAAAAGCUGCCGAUCGCAGCGAAGAAAGGCUACAACGUGCUGUCCUAAAUUGCGCGGGUACACUCAAGUACAAACGAAAACCACCCACCACGCAGCAGUACCACCAGGAUACUGACGGAGAUGACAAUCUGGCGCACUCAAUAUGGACUACGGCACAAAUUCAUUCUAGGUAGAUAUAUGCGUAUAUCUGUAAAUUACCAGACAACUAGUAACUAGCGCAGCUAAUGCUAAUCGUCACAUAGCGAGAAACAGUUUCCUAUACACAAACAAUCAAUAAUGCAGCCUACGAUACUUCGAAUGAGAUGAAUCCCACUACUUUUCCCAAACCCCAACCACUUCAACAGGUGCAUUCUUUCAACCAGUCAAUGGAAAAAAUAUUUAAGCGAAAUAGUCUAAGAGAAGAUGCUUUUUUUCAAAUAAUCGUGAUACGUUUAACUAACAUUCACCUUAUACUAUCACUAGCGUCCGACACGUACCAAUAACAAGUUCAUAUGAUAGUAUCAUUGUACUAAUCGUGUUAUAGUAAUUGAGCAAAUUGAGAAACAAAGCUACAAAAUAGUAGACACAGACACACAAAUUGUAACGAUUUAUAGUGUAUUAGGUUGCCCCAAAUUCCGAGUUUUUUUUGUUCAAACUUUAAUUGAUCAACAGCGGAUCCUGUAACGAGAGGGUAUUAUUGACCCAAACAAAACAAAAGAAGCUCUCUGGGAGAAAUGAAGCAAAGCUUAAGAAUACCCAUUGGUGUACAGGGACCGCAGGCAUGAUCCACAGUUUGUAUGCUGCGAAAGUUGCGCUCAGAUGACGACACUGACGCAAAGCGGCUUUUGGCGAUGAAAAGCGUGAAAGAAGCUCUUCUCGUUCGAUAUGAACAUACACACACAACCGUAGACAUAUCAUGGAAAAAGCUUCGUUUGUGAAAAAAAAAAAAAACAAUUAAAUGAUGUGUGAACGGUGCGGGCGGGAUUCACUUUUCCCGGUAGUUGAUGUAUUUUGGAUACUGCUAAAAGGCCUUAAUCUGUUGGGAAAAGGUUUGAAUCACCGGCGCCGGGAAUAAUCUUACAGCAUUAUAAUAUGGCUAUACUGAUUUGUUUACGUAAAAGUAGCGAGCUGUAAAAAGCUUUAAAGAAAACUUUCAUAGAAAAUAGAAAUAAAUAUACAAAAUGAGGCAUUUAUUUUAUCAAGAUACUCUUGAAUCCAGAUGUAAUGUAUAUGAAAUAUAAGUUUAAAAAUUACAGUGAUGAAGGAAAAUCACCUUCAUUCGGACACAGAGAACAAAGAAAACAUAGAUGAUAAUGGACAGAGAAAAAAAAUCUUGUUUGAAAACAACAGAAAAUAUCGACCACAACCAAGUCAACCACAACUGACUAGAAAUUUGACUAUAACUUCUUCGCGCGAGUGUGUAUGUUUCAGGACUGGGGGCCUCUGGUUCGCAUUCAUUUGACGGGGAGAAAUUCACCAUCCUCGCCAGUUUCGAACUGGUUUCCGCGUCAUCCUACCAUCCGAUCGAACCAGGGGCCAGUCGAAAACGUACAAAUGUUGUAACAAAUAGGUAAUCAAUACCUUGUCGCUGACAACCUUAAAUAUAAAUAACAUGAAAAGUGUUUUGAACAACAGUAGAUAUCAAAAAUCUGCAUUUGAAGAGAAUAAUGAGGAGUCCUCAUAAUAAACGAGAUGACAAUAUUUACCGCAGCCAAAAAUUCUGUAAAUCGUCAAGAGGAAUGUGCAUUGUGCAGAUGUGAAGUCGUAAAGACACAAAAAAAUCAGUAGCUGAUCUUUCUAGCUUAAAAAUAGCUAAUAUACAUUGACGUAGGAGACAUCGUGCAUCGAUAAGAUCAGGCAAGAGCAAAUCUAAAAAUUUAUACAAAUUAACCCUGUAAAUGUAAAAUUCACUAAAGAGAGCAACAACUACUAAAAAAGUUCUUGAUGUUUUAAAAGCUAGUAACUAUCAUGACUAUCAGUAACGUUUAAUUUUCUAACUAUCGAAAAUGAGCUUUCGUUUGUUUAAAUAAACUGUUCAACAAAUUGUUUGGUUCCUCGAAAAUCUUCAUCAAUGGAUGAACAAGUAUAAUUGAUAAAAA
Wyeomyia smithii (pitcher-plant mosquito) is the source of this 2971-nucleotide messenger RNA. RefSeq names its product neuroendocrine protein 7B2 (gene 7B2). Gene Ontology annotation, biological process: regulation of hormone secretion; neuropeptide signaling pathway. The coding region runs from base 198 to 941 and encodes 247 amino acids. Gene Ontology annotation, molecular function: enzyme regulator activity. The transcript has 3 exons. Lineage: Eukaryota; Metazoa; Arthropoda; Insecta; Diptera; Culicidae. The record is from RefSeq and is a predicted model, not a curated record. Gene Ontology annotation, cellular component: secretory granule.